Pterocles gutturalis (yellow-throated sandgrouse) is the source of this 531-nucleotide messenger RNA. RefSeq names its product interleukin-20-like. NCBI's taxonomy places the organism in Eukaryota, Metazoa, Chordata, Aves, Pterocliformes, Pteroclidae. Bases 1 to 531 code for a protein of 176 amino acids. The transcript has 5 exons. The record is from RefSeq and is a predicted model, not a curated record.
AUGAAGGCAUCCCACUUCUUCCUCUGCCUCCUCUCCAUGUCAUCUUGGUUGAAUUUGAUGCCGACGGCUGGGACCAAAAUCUUCCACAUUGGAGCCUGCAGCAUUUCCAUGAGUGUGUCUGAGAUCAGGUCUGGUUUCACUGCAAUUAAAGCCAACAUUCAAGCCCGGGACCCCAUCAGGACCCUCAGCAUCUUGUCUCGCCCGCACUCUCUGCACAAAGUCAAGUCUUCAGAAAGAUGCUGCGUCACCCAUCAGCUCUUCAACUUCUACGUGGACAAAGUUUUUAAACACUGCAAGACUGAGGACUCGUACGUCAACCGGAAAAUCAGCAGCAUCGCCAACUCCUUCCUCAGCGUGAAGAGGAAACUCGGGCAGUGUCAUGAGCAAAAUAAGUGCACUUGUGGACAGGAAUCCACUGAGAAACUGCAGCAAGUACUUGUGAACUAUGAGGGGCUGAACGUCACAUCUGCAGCAAUCAAAUCCCUGGGCGAGCUGGACAUCCUGCUAGACUGGCUGGAGAAAUCUCCUUAG